Homalodisca vitripennis (glassy-winged sharpshooter) is the source of this 1267-nucleotide messenger RNA. Its product is annotated as retinol dehydrogenase 12-like. The coding region runs from base 175 to 1176 and encodes 333 amino acids. The transcript has 8 exons. The record is from RefSeq and is a predicted model, not a curated record. Lineage: Eukaryota; Metazoa; Arthropoda; Insecta; Hemiptera; Cicadellidae.
UACUACUGUUUGUCCACUUAACCACAAAUGUGUAAACACUGACCUCGGUUUAAUAGGUUUUGUUUGCAUGUAUAUUUGAAUACAAUACUGUUCUCAACAUCAAAUUUCCCUUUUCGUGUUGUUUGCCUGAUAUGUAGCUUCAUCGUGUGCUUCAGUUUCAGAGUAAUCGGUGCUAUGGGUCUGCUCUCAGCUUAUCUGUUCAUUGCAGUCAACAGUACAUGGCUGUGGAUCCUAGUCUUGGUGGUAGCGUUGUACUGGGCUUAUAUGCGCAUGUUUAUUGCCUAUUAUGACACUAAUAUAGAGCGAACAGAAGGCAAGACUUUCAUCAUUACGGGAGCAGAGACAGGAAUAGGAAGAAUGACUGCAGACCUGAUGGCAUCAAGAGGUGGUCAUCUUAUUAUGGCCUGCAAAGAUGUUCAUUUGGGCCAGAUUGCUAGAGAUCAAAUAGUGGCUCGGACAAACAACAAUAAAGUGGAAGUAAGGCACCUGGACUUAAGUUCGCUGGAUUCUGUGAGGAAGUUCUCCAAGGAUUUCCAUGACUCUGUGGGCAAGUUGGAUGUGCUGAUCAACAAUGCUGCGAUAGCAUGUUCACCCAAUCCUACUACAGCAGAUGGGCUCAAUACCAUCAUGCAAGUCAAUCACUUUGGGCCAUUCCUGCUCACCAACUUGCUACUAGAUUUACUAAAGAAGUCGUCACCAAGCCGCGUAGUGUUUGUGUCAUCUCUCUUCCACCACUUUCACAAGUUUAGUAUGGACAACCUCAACUGUGACAAACAACGAUUGCCUAACUGCAGAGUCUACUUCAACUCAAAGCUGGCCAACAUCCUCACUGCCAAGUACUUUGCCAGGAUGUUGCAGGGGACAGGAGUUACUGUGAAUACUGUCCACCCUGGUAUGGCACUGACUGACAUGACCAAGAAAUGUUCUGGCUCAUUCAUUGGAAUCCUCUGCAAUUUGUGGCUCAAUGUUUUUGGUAAAACACCAUGUGAGGCAGCAAUGACACCAGCAUAUGCUGCUACCGAAAUUAAACUUGCUUAUGUCACAGGCGAACAUUUUGCUGACUGCAAGGUGUCCCACUGUGUUGCUAACAUCGCACACAACACAAACCUACAGGAUAAACUAUUCGAGAAGAGUGCAGAACUUGUUCAUUUGAAAUCUGCAGAGAAGCACUUUUAGUGAUAAUUCAGCAUUUAGUAUUAGUUCAAUCUUUUAUAGCCUUAAGUACUAAUAUGAAAAAUUUAAAAAUAAAUUAUUAUAAAAAAUGUAA